Molecule: messenger RNA, 2032 nt
Organism: Andrographis paniculata
Lineage: Eukaryota; Viridiplantae; Streptophyta; Magnoliopsida; Lamiales; Acanthaceae
Exons: 5
Coding region: 217-1365 (382 amino acids)
Source: RefSeq, a predicted model, not a curated record
UUGAUGGGCCCUUGAGAUUUUUUCCUCCAUUUAAGUGGUGCCUCUAUAAUUAAACCUUCAAGAAGCAGCAACGUCCCAUAAUCUCAUCCCAGCUUUCAAAAUACCCGCCUUUUGAUUGUAACAGAUUUGCAUAUAUCCUUUGGUUUUUUCCUUCUCCUUCGCUGUAUAUAUACGAGCAAGAGUUUGUGUGGGUUUUUGCAUAUCUAGUCUGUCCGUAUGGCGCAAGACUUGGACGAUGGUGAGUUCUGGCUGCCGUCGGAGUUUCUGACGGACGACGACCUUCUGACGGACUUUAAAGCUGACCGUUUGCAAUCCAAGGGGAACCCUGAUUUCACUCAUGGAUUUGGAAACUCGUUUGGGUUUAAUUCGGAUCUGAGUUCACCCGGUGAGUCAGUUAUGGGCUCAACGGAAACCGAGAGCGAUGAGGAUGAUUUCAUCACUGGGUUAAAUUGGAAGAUGGCUCGUUCAUCUUUACAGGACACUGGUUUCACUUCCGACAACAUGUCCAAGGGUUGGAAGCUAUCUGGAUCGCCACAGUCGACUCUGUGCGGCUGCAAAGCAGGUUCUAGCAGGGGAAGCCCCAACAGCGUCUCCCGUGUAUCUUCACCACCCGACGGCAAGGAUGUUGGGUGGGAUUUGCUUUAUGCAGCUGCAGGGGAAGUUGCCAGGAUGCGAAUGAUUGAAGAAACGACAGCGUUUCAUUCAGCCAAACAGCACUUCCCUCCGCCAAAGCCAAACCCUAACCCUGUAUCGAUACAAGUUGAGAAAUCACACACAGCCAGUGGCGGGAUAUACCGAUCUCAGACCCAAAAUCAGUCUUACCAUGCUUACCUGCAGUUGCAGGCAUCUCAACGCCUGAAGCAGCAGCAAAUGCUGAGAAGUGGGGUUUGGGGGCAAGGCCGAAUGGAUUAUCAGUUUGGCAACGGAGGGCCUGUCGGUGCAGGAAGGACUCAAGGUCCAUCAAUGGCCGCCUGGCCUACUUUACAGCAAUCCCAUCAGCAGCAGCAACAGCAUCAAACUGGCUCAGGGAUGAGGGCAGUUUUUCUGGGAGGAGCAGCAACGAGGAAGGAACGGACUGGGACCGGCGUUUUUCUCCCGAGGAGAGUUGGAACGAACCCUCCCGAAACCCGCAAGAAAACAGGGUGCUCUACGGUUUUGCUGCCGGAGCGGGUUGUUCAAGCCCUGAAUUUGAAUCUGGAGUCGAAUUAUCCCCAAACCAAUGUUAGAAGCCAUGGAAAUUUCACCCCAGAAUAUGAUCCUGGUUUGAAUCGUAGAAGCAAUGUCUUGAUGGCUGAACAGAGAAACCUUUUACAGCAGCCAUUGAUGCAUCCUGAGCUCCGGUUACCUCAGGAAUGGACUUACUAGCUGGAUUGCCUUCUUCUUAAAGAAUAGAUAUCAAUUUGCAUUUAAAUGAAGAUUACAGAAGCUAUGGAAGUUUCGUAUAAGGCCGGUUUUACUAGAAAAAGGAUGAUAGUAUUAGUAUAUUUUGCAGACGACACGUCAUUAGCAAUUGUAGUGUAGAACAGCAGUGGGGAAGUAGCAAGUAAUUAUGUAGGUAGACGACGAUGAAUUGAAGAGGGAAUGUUAGCAGCAAGAAAAUGAUUUUUUUAUAUAUUUUGGACGAGGUUUUGUUGUGGGGGGAAUAAGAGUUAAGAACAAGUGUCUAUGGCCGAAGUGAGUGAUUAUUUCGUUUGGCUCGAAGUACAAGUAGACAAAAUUCUCGUUUCCUGUUCCGUGUGGGGUUUGGAAGACGAAUCAUCAGCAGUAACGAGGAAGAAAUAAAGAAGGAAGAAGUGUCUUAAUUAUUAUUAUUAUUAUCAUUAUUACUUUCAUAGGUUGAUUGGUUACUAUUUUCACCCUCAAACGGGUCCUUGAGUUGGAGUCUCGUUUUGGUUGAUGCUCCUGCUCUGUUUUACUUAAACUAAUUUUAUCUUCCUUUUGUUGUGUAUUGUAAGAAUGGGUUGAUUUUGUUUUGUACUGAAAUGCCUUUUAAGUUAAUAAUAAUAAUAAUAAAAGAAGUGCCUUCGAUUCA